This is a messenger RNA of Penicillium bovifimosum, 303 nucleotides long. RefSeq lists its product as uncharacterized. The record is from RefSeq and is a predicted model, not a curated record. NCBI's taxonomy places the organism in Eukaryota, Fungi, Ascomycota, Eurotiomycetes, Eurotiales, Aspergillaceae. The transcript has 2 exons. The coding region runs from base 1 to 303 and encodes 100 amino acids.
AUGGCCGCCGAGAAAGGCAACCAGGCCGCGGUCAUAGCCAUUCUUGAAGUCGGCGGUUCCAUUUUGCUGCUCCUCUUGCUGCGGCUAAAAGCCAAGCUGCCCCAGUCUCCCUCGGCAGACCAAAUCCGGACGAAUCUUGUUCUGGGAGAGCUCUUUCGGCUAGUUGAGCUCAAAAGCAGCCAUACGGCUGCCAUCGCCGUCCAUGAGGUCGGCUCUGCGAUUGUGCUGGUUCUCUUCCUAUGGAGGAUGCUAAAGCUCCUGGUCUGGACUGCGGAGGGCUGUGCCCGACGGUAUGUCACUUAG